AUGGUUAUAUUUAAAAUCAUCUUCACUACGAUGAAUAUUUAUAUAAUAAUUACGAAUACUAUUUACACAGAAUCAUUAGAAUUUUAUUGCAGAGACAAAGACCGGUUGAUUGUUUCGGAUACCUUGGACGAGUAUCUGUUAGUUGAUGCUGUGCUUGGCUCAACUAUAAGACUUCAUCAAGAGUCGAGUAACAAAGAAGCAAGACUGUGGUACGUGCAAGACAGAUUUAAAGAUUUUGCUGAAGUUGAAGUUCAAUUCGAUAUGAACAAUAACGCGUCUUACGAUCGUAUUCACUUGACUUCGGAUUUUGAUCUGGUUUUUAUGAGCUUUGAAAAGGAAGAUGCUGGAAUUUAUAGAUGUCAUGGACAAUUGGGAGAGGAUGUAGAAAAUAAAUUUAAUUAUCGGCUCGAACCGAUUUUUGAAAGAAAUCAAACUCGUGAUAAAAUUCAUUAUGGAAAUUUGACAGAUUAUGAAGAAUAUAGACAAAUAAAUUUAGUUCCUGUAGCUCAUAGAUUUGCUGUAUCAUUAAUGAAGCCUCUGGCAAAGAUACGCGAAGCUGGAAUAAUUCUAGAAGAACCAAUAUUAAAAAAUGGAGACUUUGAAUUUUUCUUCACAAGAUCUCCGCUGCUGCCUUGCAGGUCGGUCUUGUUAAAUUUCCUGUUUCCAGCAGUAAGCGCAGCGGUGAGAAAUUUACCAGAAUUUUUAUUAGAACAACCGUGCGAUAAUUGCAAGAAGAAGAAGAAAGCUAGGAAAGACAAAUUUAAGUACAAAAAGACGUUGACUUUGAUGGAGGGCGAGCAUUUUUCGAUAGGGUGUCCUGACGCAGAUGUGGACUCGGUUGUCGUCUGGAGAAAAGACGGGCUCAUUAUGAAACCGGGGAUCAAAACAGUGUACAGUUUAUUUGAGAAUGAAAAUGAACAUCACGCCCACGUUGAUCCUUUUUUGACGCUCUAUCUCGUCCAAGUUACUCAAAAUGAGAAGGGCAAUUACACUUGUUACAUCGACGGUGAGAAGAUUUUGCAGCUUAGGAUUUAUAUAAGAUCUAAUGAAGUCUUUUUUACGCCAGCUUUUCUUCGACACAUGAAGUACUUAGGAUACGUGCUACUAAUAGCGUUCUUCGGCUACUGCGCAGGAGUCUUCAUACUCUGGAGAAACCGGCACAAGUACCCGAAAUAUACCUUCGAAAAAUUCAUGGAAGAGCGUGAAGUUAUGAUGAACAAGUGGAUCGUCUGUUUUCUAGCGAUUACCAUCCUAGGAUUAAAAACUGUCGACGGAAAGCUACGGAGAUGUGUCAACUGCAGGUCGAGAGGAGACCUCGGCUCGUGUAAGGAUCCUUUCAAGUUGAACGUCACACUUAUUGAAAAGGAACAUGGAGUUGAAGCUAUUCCUUGCGCUUCUGGCUGGUGCGGAAAAAUUAUUGAGUCUCCUAAUUUAAACAAUGAGUACGGUACAGCAACACAAAGAAUGUGUUUACAAAGAGGACCUGAUGACAAUGAAGAAAGAUGUGCGUACACUUUGAAAAAUUACAAAAAAGUUUUCAUGUGCUUUUGUCGCGGAGAUUUAUGCAAUAGCAGCUCGUCGACAACCCCCAAACUUAUCUUCAUUGUUGGUCUUCUUCUAUUGCUAGUGUCGCGGCGAUUGGUGUAG
This is a messenger RNA of Cotesia congregata, 1647 nucleotides long. The record is from the annotation of a GenBank genome assembly. NCBI's taxonomy places the organism in Eukaryota, Metazoa, Arthropoda, Insecta, Hymenoptera, Braconidae.